AUGGCUAACGUUAAAACUCGCCUCAAUGUGUCCCCGGUCCCCCCAGACGAGAUCUUUGCCCUGAACGGCGCCUACGCCGUCGACACCUUUCCCCACAAGGUCAGCCUGGGAGUGGGUGUUUACCGGACCGACGAUGGCAAGCCAUGGCCCCUGCCUGUCGUGCAAAAGGCCGAGAAGCUGCUGGUAGCAGACAAUGACCUUAUGCGCCACGAGUACACAGCUAUCGAGGGUGACGUGCCCUUCCUCGGAAUCGCGCGGGAUCUGAUGUUCGGAUUCGAGGGCAAGCAAUCCGAGGAAGAGGCCAAGGCACGCAUUGCAACCGUACAGACCGUUGCUGGUACCGGUGCCAACCACCUGGGUGCCCUGUUCCUCGCCCACCACAUGAAGCCUCGCAGCGUCUGGCUGUCGAACCCAUCCUGGGCCAACCACCAGACCAUCUGGGAGCUUGCCGGCGUGCCCCGCAAAACCUACCCUUACUACCGCGCCGCCACCCGGUCCUUCGACUUCGAGGGAAUGAUGCACACCCUUGAGAACGAUGCGGAAGAGGGUGACGCCGUGCUCCUGCACGCCUGCGCGCACAACCCCACCGGUCUGGACCCCAACAAGGAGCAGUGGAUGGCCAUUGCUGAUCUCUGCGAGCGCAAGAACCUCUUCCCAUUUUUCGAUUCGGCCUACCAAGGCUUCGCCUCAGGCUCCGUCGAGGAGGACGCCUGGGCUGUCCGCUACUUCUUCAACCACAAGCCCGACAUGGAGAUGUGUGUUGCACAGAGUUUCUCCAAGAACUUCGGUCUUUACGGCCAGCGUGUUGGUGCCUUCCACUAUGUCACUAACCGCAGUUCAACCUCCAUUCGCGACAUCGUGGUGAACAACCUCUGCCACUUGAUCCGUGGCGAGUUCUCCAUGGGCCCCCGUGUUGGCUGCAGCAUCGUCAAGAAGGUCCUCACCAACGAGGAGCUUACUGCCGAUUGGCACCAGGACCUGCAGGUUAUGAGUUCCCGUAUCAAGACUAUGCGCCAGGCUCUGUACAACGAGCUGGUUCGCCUGCAGACCCCCGGAACCUGGGAGCACAUUAUCCAGCAGAACGGCAUGUUCUCUUACACCGGCCUCUCCCCCAAGCAGGUCUACGCCCUCAAGGACAAGUACCACAUCUACCUCCUCAAGUCCGGCCGAGCCUCCAUCAGCGGCUUGAGCGAGAAGAACGUCGCAUACGUCGCACAGGCAAUUGACGAUGUCAUCCGCACCGAGGCCUAA
Penicillium antarcticum is the source of this 1251-nucleotide messenger RNA. RefSeq names its product putative aspartate transaminase. Bases 1 to 1251 code for a protein of 416 amino acids. Gene Ontology annotation, cellular component: cytosol. Lineage: Eukaryota; Fungi; Ascomycota; Eurotiomycetes; Eurotiales; Aspergillaceae. The transcript has 3 exons. Gene Ontology annotation, molecular function: pyridoxal phosphate binding; L-aspartate:2-oxoglutarate transaminase activity. Gene Ontology annotation, biological process: L-aspartate biosynthetic process. The record is from RefSeq and is a predicted model, not a curated record.